This is a messenger RNA of Rhincodon typus (whale shark), 2198 nucleotides long. It is a transcript of the gene slc24a5, whose product is annotated as solute carrier family 24 member 5. Gene Ontology annotation, molecular function: calcium, potassium:sodium antiporter activity; calcium channel activity. The transcript is spliced from 9 exons. NCBI's taxonomy places the organism in Eukaryota, Metazoa, Chordata, Chondrichthyes, Orectolobiformes, Rhincodontidae. Gene Ontology annotation, biological process: calcium ion transmembrane transport; melanocyte differentiation; intracellular calcium ion homeostasis. The record is from RefSeq and is a predicted model, not a curated record. The coding region runs from base 145 to 1686 and encodes 513 amino acids. Gene Ontology annotation, cellular component: membrane.
CAGGCGGCAUGAACGUUUUAAUACAUGCCCGUGGUUGUAAGUUAAAACUGAAACGUUCUGACGAUUUACCAGCAAAUGAGAGCUUCUUAGGAAUGUACAGUACCGUUUAACAAAAAAAAACAUUUUGGGGAUUUAUCAAGAGCCAUGAGGACUACAGUAGCUCUGAGAGCCAAGAAAAGGAGAGCAGAUGUGAUUUUCCUUGUGGUGGGGGUUAGUGCGGUUCUGUAUGGAAUAGCCCAUCUUCUCCACGAAGUUGCCUCCUCUAGCUUGCGUGCUGCUGUGAGAGCUCGUCGAGAUACAUCGGCGGAUAAUGUAACCAAAUGUGUACAGGCUCCUUCAUCCGAAUUUCCUGAAGGAUUUUUUACGCUGGAAGAAAGGAAGGCGGGAGGGAUCAUCAUUCAUUUUAUCAUUAUCCUCUACAUGUUGUUGGCUAUAGAUAUAGUGUGUGAAGAAUAUUUCCUACCUUCUCUGGAAGUCGUCAGUGAAUGUCUUGGUCUCUCUCAAAAUGUUGCUGGAGCAACAUUUAUGGCCGCGGGAAGUUCUGCGCCUGAACUGGUCACUGCUUUUCUAGGAGUGUUUGUGACAAAGGGAGAUAUUGGAGUCAGUACCAUAGUUGGGUCAGCGGUUUACAAUUUGCUUGGUAUCUGUGCUGCAUGUGGAUUGUUAACUACCAUGGUUUGUGACUUGACUUGCUGGCCAGUGUUCAGAGAUUGCGCAGCUUAUGCGAUCAGUGUUGCAGCACUAGUUCUUGUUAUCUUUGACAAUGCAAUCUACUGGUAUGAGGCUGCUUUGUUGCUUUUGAUCUAUACAUUGUACAUCGUGGUUCUGUGCUUUGACAUCUGUUUAAAGCGGUAUCUAAUGGAGAAGUUUAGCCCAUGCUGCACCUGUUUAACACAAGCAAUGGAAGAAGGCAAUGAACAGCGACCACUGAUAGAUUGGCAAGAAAAAACUGGGCCAUUGGUACAUCGCUGUUCUCGAUCUGAUAGCGGGAUUUUUCAAGAGGAUUCUGAUUAUUCCCAACUCUCUCUCAGUUUACACGGGCUGUCUGAGAAGAUUGAAGACAAAUGCCAUGUUUUUGAAGUGCCUGAAUCAGAUACAAAGCGAAUCACGUGGGUACUAUCGCUUCCCAUUGCUGCAUUGCUGUCCAUAACUACUCCAGACUGUCGUAGACGUCAAUGGAGAAAGUGGUUCAUGCUCACUUUCUUCCUGAGUGCUGUGUGGAUUUCUGGAUUUACAUAUGUAUUAGUUUGGAUGGUAUCCAUAGUAGGUGAAACCUUGGAAAUUCCUGAGACAGUGAUGGGCCUCACGCUGUUGGCAGCAGGCACCAGUAUUCCAGACACAGUGGCCAGUGUACUCGUUGCCAGAGAAGGCAAAGGAGACAUGGCAAUGUCGAACAUUGUAGGAUCCAAUGUAUUUGAUCUGCUCUGUUUAGGACUACCUUGGUUUGUUAAAACUACAUUUGUGGACCCAUCACCUGUACAAGUGAACAGCAGUGGCAUGACCUAUACAACAGCUUCUCUCCUCCUUUCCAUUAUCUUCAUGUUUGUGGCAAUUAAAGUCAAUGGAUGGAAAUUAGACAAGAAACUUGGAGCAACAUGUCUGCUUGCCUAUGUGGUUUUCCUCACUAUCUCCAUUCUGAAUGAGCUGGGAAUACUAGGCAAUGUUCCUGUAAGAACAUGUGACUAAUAUUAAAAUGUAAUUGACACUGGGCUAUAACGAAAGCUGAAGUUUUUAAACUUUUUAUCCUUUGAAAUAUUUAUCUUGGAGGUUGAGAAUAGUAAGUUAUAUCAGAUCCCAUCAUUUUCCAUCUCCAUUUCCACUCAGACCACUUAACACACUGUUUAUCUUCCAAAUCUGUGCCCAGUUUUCUCUCAUCUCUUAUUUGAGGUUCAAAUAUCCAUCCUUCCACAGCUUUAUUAGAUCUCAAAUAAAAUGCUUGUGUUUUUCUACUGGUCUGAAACCAUCGUUUAAUCACACCAGCCACUUAAACACAUCUCCUACACUGUCCAGCUGAGUAUAGCUACAUGGCUAUAUAUGUCUACUUAUGACUAAUCAGUGCACUAUGGUCUUUCCCAUCACGCACCAUUCCUAACCUCACGUUUCUACUGUGUUAGAGACAAUUGGUACUAUGGUUAUACUGACAACUGUAAUCAUCAACUAUCCAGUAUACUAUCAGACUGGUAAAAACUGGAAAAAAA